ACGGAGCAGUGGCCUGGAAGAGGCAAAAGUUGUCCUACUUCGAGAGUCAGAAUGCGGGAGGGAGCUCGAGAUUCUCAGUGUCGUUUCGAACCUAGGACGGCACAAUGUCAUCAACCACGUUGCUGUAGAGAUUAGAGAGUCAGAUCCGGUCCUCAAGCGCGAUCUAUCCGCCGCACAACUGAAGCUAAACUUGAGUUGACUCCAGAAUCCUUCUGUAUCACUUUCGCUACCCAGGGAUCACGAGUAAAGCAUCUGCUGGGAUUCGAAAGUCUGGAUUCCGAGAGCUCGUGUCCGAUGAUGAAGACGUGAAACACAGAACUUCGAAGGCUAAUGUGUCAGGCCUAGCAAGACCUGCAAUUGGAAGGACAGGCAGGGAGGCUUCGGAAUGAAGACGAUGAUCUUCUUCAAGGCCGCUUCCUUCUAGCCCAUGCCGGAAGACUCCGUAUUACUGUCCACGGAGUCGAGGAUCCGAAGGGAAUGCUGGCGCUUGAAUUGACGCAGAUAGCUUGGUGGCAAAGUAGCGGAAGUAGUGUAAAUUGCAUUUGGAAAGCCUGACAGCUCGAGGGGAGCACAGAAUCCAAGCUGCUUCCUAUUUUGAUUGCACAUCAAGCACGUCAGCAGUGGCGUUUUCAAAUUGAGAAGUUCGUGUCCACGAUAAUGGACAAGAGUUAGUUAGUGCUGGCUGAGAAGAGCUCCUUUCCUCUGCAGAGCCAUAAUUCUCUGUCUUCUCUUAUCUUUAUCUGAAAUCGAUCAUAUUUUCUUACUGCUGUAUAGUUUUCUGGACUAUUUGUGGAUUUAUCGAUAGUCUGAUAAAAACAAACUUGAGUAAAAGCAAUAGCUUGUGUGAUCCAUAUAUGAUAAAUCCAUAAAAUUAGCCUUUUCCACAGAUGUUUGUAGAUAUGCCUACAAUCUCCAGAAGAAUAGCGUUAGGAUCAUCAUUUACCGAGUAGAUUCUUGACGAGUUAAUUUUUUCACUAGGAGUGCAUAGAGCAGCCACAAAGUUAGUGCAUUCUUCCCGAUCAACCAUUCAUUCAUUCAUAAAAUCCAUGUACUCAUUCAUUUCAGCUAGCUAGCUUAGCAAGGGAAAAUACCUGGCCUUUUGGCAUUUUACUAGCAGCGGGGAGGUGCAGAAACUCUUGGAAUCAUGAGCUCCGAUUCAAGUUCCGAUCAGGAAGACAGUGUGAGAGCAAAAGAUCGUCAGCGUGCAGCAGUUUGUUGUGUUGCAUUGUACCAGGAGUUGGAAGUCGGCAAGAGUAACACUUUCGCGAGGUACAACGAUCUGAACUUUGGAGAGGUCAUUCUGGGGCCAGCGUUAUCGAAGCAAAAGCCUCGCAUUUUGAUAGCGACGGCUUAUGAUUUUGUCAACGGAGUCUAUGUUCUUACGAAAUAUGUCGCGUUCAAGGGAAGCAGUGCUCUGGAAACACUCUUUGACAUCGCGGAUUCACAACUUCAAUGCCUUCCAACUCGUGCUACUAUGAAGGGUCACAUACACAAUGGUUAUUUCAACACGUUGAAGGAUGAUCUUCCUGGUCCAGUUGAGCUCAUGGCAUUCUGUGCCAAUUUGGAUCUCAGUUCGCAGACUUCCGACCGUGAAGAUCGCACGAUCUUCUGUGGACAUGGUAUAGGAGGGGCCCUGUCUCACGUAGCCAUGCUCAGCUUACUGUUCUCUCUUUUCGGCAACGAUCCUGAGGAGAUGAAGAAUUUGUCCCACGAGAACUUUCUGUCCAUAGCCUUCGGAGCUCCUCUUUUCUUAGAUGAAGAAGCUCGAGAUUUCUUCUCAGAUAGUGGACAAAUGCCCGUUGAAAGCAGGUUCUUCAACUACAACAAUGAAGAGGAUCCUGUUCCGUUGAUGCUUCGCAAGCUCGGGGCAUAUCCAUCUGAUCCAGUAUUGCACAAAAAGCUGAAUUCAAAAUUGCAAACCAUCUUGGUUGAAUCUGGAAGUGAGUGUUUCCCAGAGAGCUCGGGACGGAGUGGGAAGAAGUUAACCAUGCCUCCUGCUCUGAGGGUAGAAGAUGCAGACACAGAAUUGAAGCGCCUGAGAUCAAUUCCGUGUCCACGCGGCAGACGAUAUGCUGCAUUCGGGAGGGUCUCUGCAACGCAACCGAAUCCAAAACCCAAAUAUUUAGACAAUUUCACCCUGAGUUGGACACAAGAUAGCUUUAAGAACCACGCGAUGACCUACUACGAGUUGAAUGUUCUGAGACAUCUAUUGCAAUAUUCCGGAGUUCCAGUACCGAAUGUUGCAGAAGGCUUACCUCCGAAGGUGGAUGAAGCUUUUCUCACGAUCAUAUCGGGUCAGCAACGAGGAGACGUGAACAGUGCUAAGCUGGAGGUCGUGGGGUACAAUCUUGGCCUGUGCCUGAGGAAGAAAUGUGCAGUGUCAGAUUUCGAGGAGAAAUGGGAGAUAACCAGAGUGGAGCAGAACAGCAUCGUGUUUCGGAACAAGGCCAAGCUCACUACUCGCGAGGUGAAAUUGCUGACGAGCAACCAGACCACAGUCAAUGUGAAGGUCAAGACCAUGUUCGGCGAGACUGAAUGGCAUCAAGUUAAUCGGAAGGCCUCGGGCACAGGAAGCCAUGUCAUAAACGAGCUCAAGCAUGUCAUCGGAAAGAUAGUCAUUCUCGACAGUGUACAAGAGACAUCAGCCGAUAGUUCUUCAAAGGAAAGGAUCAGGGUCCUGAAGCAGCAUCUGAAAAUGGCAGCAGAAAUCACAGGGCGUAAAGAGACGCAAGAUGCACUGCAGCAAUUCACUUCUGGCUUAGAUAAUCUCAAAAAGUCGGUCUUCGAUCGACGAAAAGAAGCAGACCCUUUCAUAGAUAGCGUUUCUAAUUAUCUCAAUCAAACCACAUUGUCGAUCAAACUCCCCCCGCUCAUUGGGACCAGUGAGAAACGCCAGCGCUUCUUCAGACGGGGCCUUGGUGGCUUGUCAGUGGUGACUCUGUACGUGGCCUUGGCUGUCAUUGUCAGUGUUUCCACCAUGGGCAUCGCCAUUCCCCUGGCGGCUGGAGGUUUCGUAGUCGGCGUGGCUGCUUUCAUCCUCUCGUACAGGAAGGAGAUCAAGCUGGAAGACUACGACCAGAUUGUGAAGUUCAUCUACGCCUCGUUGAGUCCAGAGCAAACAUUGCUGCCCGGGGACAAGAACGUGGCGGACUAUGAGAGGGAGAUUGUGAAGAAGGCCCGAGCCUGUGAUUCGGACGGGACAUGCGUCGAUCCUUAUAAGUGGAUACACAAGGUUGAGCACGAGCUCAAAGCCCAAGACCUCGAAACAAAGAAAACCGUCAUGGACUUCGUGAACCUGAUGCUGGCGAUCGACACUGCACACAAAGUUGCCAAGGAAGAGAAGGUGCUGGCCGUCGUUGGGCCUGAGAAUGUGGGCAAGAGUACACUGAUCAACAUUCUGCGGAAUGGAGCUCCGGAUUUGGAGGAGGACUCGGAUGAUGACGAGGACGACGAUGAGGAAGCCGAUGCAGCCUCGACCGGGUACACGACUCACACCGAUGAUCCGAAAGGCUACCGAGUGAACGCCCUGGGGAAUUUGGUGGCGGUGGACUUCCCCGGCAUGGGCGCUGCGCACGAUCGCAAACCUCUGUCCACCAUGUGGGAGGCUUUUGAGCAGCUGCCGGAUCUGUGCCUGGUUCUGAUGAGAUUCAACGGAGACGUCACAGCAGACUGUGCCAAUGUGCCCAAGGAGGUGCGCAAGAAAUUGUGUGACAGGAUAGUGCUUGUGGUGAAUCACGUGGACGGCAUCAUGAAGGGAAAUCAGUUUGCCAAAAUCUGGAAAGAGUAUCCACCGGAGAAGAUGGAGGCAUUGCGUGAGGGGUUCAUGAAAAACUCCGACAACAUGCUCGACAGCGUCAUGCUCACGUCUAUGAGACCUGUUCGAGACCUGUUCGAAGAAGAGAUAACUAAGCUGCGUGAGCGAGGGAUCAUGCUCCGCCCAGAGCUCCUCGAACAUAUUCGGUUUCUGGUUCUCACAAUCGCUAGCUCUUAGCAUUCUACAGAAUUCUUCCUCUCUGCCCGAUCAGAUACCGAGUUAUGUGAUUUCGAGAAGCUCCUUCUGCAGGAUUUGCCGAGAGUCUCCUCGGCUGGUGACCUGCCUGCUGGAAGAUUUGGACUCAAAGCCACAACCGCUGUAUCACUCGAGGGAACCAAGAGUCUACACUCUCACAGCUCCACAAUCUUCUGCUCGGCUCCUUGCCCUUCUGUAAAUAUUCAUUUACUGUACAUCAAAAUCGAUAAAAUUGUACAAGAUGCGUCUAUCUCUGGAAACCUCUCCGAUCGUCUGUGUCUCUCUCAUCUGUCGCCAUUGACGCAAAGCCUUCGUCUUCUCAAACGC
Molecule: messenger RNA, 4336 nt
Organism: Marchantia polymorpha subsp. ruderalis
Lineage: Eukaryota; Viridiplantae; Streptophyta; Marchantiopsida; Marchantiales; Marchantiaceae
Source: the annotation of a GenBank genome assembly